Messenger RNA from Nothobranchius furzeri (turquoise killifish), 1681 nucleotides. Its product is annotated as cathepsin Z. Lineage: Eukaryota; Metazoa; Chordata; Actinopteri; Cyprinodontiformes; Nothobranchiidae. Gene Ontology annotation, cellular component: lysosome. The record is from RefSeq and is a predicted model, not a curated record. Gene Ontology annotation, molecular function: cysteine-type endopeptidase activity.
ACGCAGAAAGUCUGCAGCUGCAGCCGGUGUAACAGCUCUGAUUGGGUUCAAUUCACAGGGACUCUGAUCUGCAUCAGCACUCUGUGUAAAUGAGGCUUCAGAAAGGCAGCCUUCAAACAUUAUGAGACGACUACCUGGCAUGUGCUGUGCGCCUACCACUACCUGAACAUCCUCAGAGCUACUCCCAGGUGUGCUAAGUUGAGCCUGAUUAGCCCACAAACAUAACAGCUCUGUCUGACAGCAUUGGAUCUCCACCAUUGCGUGUUAUUGUGUUCGCUGGGUCAGCAUGGCCCAGCUAGUCCUGUUAACAGCUUUGCUAAUUGCCCAUUUUGCUGCAGCAAAAUGGUAUUUUAGCGGUGAGCCUGGAUGUUAUCAGCCUGUGCCAAGAAAACCUAAUUUUGGAGUCAAAACAGCGCCUCGUCCUCAUGACUUCUUGAAUCUUGCUCAGUUGCCAAAGUCCUGGGACUGGAGGGAUGUAAACGGCAUCAACUAUGCGAGUACGACUCGGAACCAACACAUCCCUCAGUUCUGUGGCUCCUGCUGGGCAUUUGGUAGCACCAGUGCGAUGGCUGAUCGCAUCAACGUCAAGCGAAGAGGAAAGUGGCCAUCUGCUUAUUUGUCGGUCCAACAUGUGAUCGACUGCUCGAAGUCUGGCACCUGUCAUGGAGGAGACCAUGCAGGGGUGUGGGAGUAUGCCCACAAUUAUGGGAUUCCCGAUGAGACUUGUAACAACUACCAGGCAGUUGACCAAGAAUGCUACCCUUUCAAUAAGUGUGGCACUUGCACUAUUUCUGGGGGGUGCCACGCUGUGCAGAACUACACAUUAUGGAAGGUGGGUGACUUUGGAGCCAUUAGUGGGAGGAUUAACAUGAUGGCAGAGAUCUAUGCAGGAGGACCAAUCAGCUGUGGAAUCAUGUCCACUGAGAAACUGGCUGAGUACACCGGAGGUUUGUUCUCGGAGUAUGUCGAGAUUCCCUCCAUUAACCACAUCGUGUCAGUGGCAGGCUGGGGAGUUGAAAAUGGCACAGAAUAUUGGAUUGUGCGUAAUUCCUGGGGUGAGCCAUGGGGUGAGAAGGGUUGGGCCAGAAUUGUCACCAGUGCUUUUAAAGGUGGAAGUGGAUAUUUGUACAAUCUUGGCUUGGAGGAGGACUGUGUUUUUGGAGAUAUGAUAAUUCCAUCAAACCACUAAUGGACUGUUGGGAUGUUUAGGUCAUCACCUGUAACUGUCUGACGUUGGUGUAGGAAAAUAAAUAUUUUAACUGACUCGUACACUAAAACUGUUGCAGCUGCAUUUAUGUUUUAGGGAAAGUCUGUACAUUCCUCUGUUGGAAGAAAUGGUUUUAUACAACAAGCCUAGGGGCAUCUAUGUAGUGAAUGGGUAAAAGUGGUUUUAAAGCUGACAAAUCAAGUUUCACAAAUUAAACCAAAUGUUUAAAUCUGAACUCUUAUCCAAUAGCCUGACAUAACAAAUCUCAUUAGAAAAGGUUUUUGGUAGUGAAAGUGGAGGGAUGUAAAAGAACCUUAUUGACUCAGCAGAUGCAAAGAUGGCUUGGUAUGAGAAUAUCACUUUACUGAGUGGUUUAUUUGAUGCGAUUAUAAAAUAUGAAGCACAAGUUUGGAAUAUGAAUCAAAUUCACUGAAAUGUCAAUGCAGAAAUAAACUAGGCAGUUCUGAUUUUGAA